CUCAGCCUUUAUUACUUUGACCGCGCAGCAACAGACCACACCUUUUCGCAGCCCUCGUACUUCCCGCCACCACUGAACCCCCUGACGAGAAACAAUUCCUGCGUAUCCAUUCACCAUGAACCGUCUCUUUGGUGCCAAGCCCGCGGGGCCCAAGCCGACGCUCGGGGGAGCCAUCACCAACAUCGACACACGCAUCGCCUCCAUCGACACGAAGCUCAAGGCGCUCAACGGCGAGCUCUCCGCCUACCAGGAGAAGCUCUCCAAAAUGCGCGAAGGCCCGGGAAAGUCCGCCAUCAAACAAAAGGCCCUCAAAGUGCUGCAACGGCGCAAAGCAUACGAGGCGGAGAAGGACAAGCUCGAGUCGCAAGUCUGGAACAUGGAGCAGGCGCAGAGCAUGCAGGACAACCUCAAGAAUGUCAUGACUCAGGUCGACGCCAUGAAGACGACAAAUAAAGAGCUACGCAAGCAGUAUGGCAAGAUAGACAUCGACAAGAUCGAGCGCCUGCAGGACGAAAUGGCCGAUCUCAUGGACGUCGGCAAUGAGAUCCAAGAAAGCUUGGCCCGCAGCUACGACAUCCCCGACGAGGUUGACGAGACGGAGCUCGACGCUGAGCUCGAGGCCCUGGGCAUGGAACAGGAGCUCGAGCUGGAGAUGGGCGGCGCCGUCCCAGGGUUCCUACAAGAUGAGGUGCUUCCCGAGUUUGUCGACGAGCCUCCGCAAAUGGAGGAUAAGGUCAAGCAGGCGGCUGGAUAGUCCACACUGCAAGAUCGAUAAAUGUCCUUGUCAUUUAGGCGUGCUUUGGUCGGAGCACACUUCAAUACCACGAGUGCAAGUCUGCCCCUGGUGGUCUGCAUAACUUUGUACAAGCCUUGUGAAUAACACUGGCAUUCACGGGAUCCUGUUGCACUACCAGCCGCGCAGCCGAAAUGCUCUUACUGCUCAGCCCUUUGGGCAAUGGCUCGUACUCGCUGACUUUUGUUGGCUUUGGCCACGGCUUCCGCCCCCAACCAAGCCGCGUAUGCCAACCGUCGCGAUCAAUGGCUUGCAAGUCAUACAUGUCUGACACUCGCGGUAUGAAACCCAUAUCGCCGGUCCACGUCUUGCAUGUCGAGAAUCCCGUACUAGUCAGACACGGCUUAAGCGAGAGCUAUUCAUAGUUGAAGGUAAGUAUUAGAGGGUAAUAGAAACAGGGCUUGCGCCUCUGUAGAUUGUUGAGAUCAGAGUGGUGCUGCAUAUACGAAUGCUGCUCUCGCCGGCACAACUUAUACCGUUCAGGGAUGUCUCAUGCAACACAACACGGCGAUGCCCGUCGGCUAGCUGUCUCUAGCAAUUAGUGAACUAUCCUGGACAAUUGCUUACUUGGUGCCGCGGGAUGCUGACCAUAUUGGUGGACAGCGCGUCCACUGUCCACCACUGCGGAGCGUCUCAUCAACUUCGGGCCAGAGCGUGGACUUUACGCCUCGCACUAAUUGUCUCCUACCCG
Molecule: messenger RNA, 1484 nt
Organism: Purpureocillium takamizusanense
Lineage: Eukaryota; Fungi; Ascomycota; Sordariomycetes; Hypocreales; Ophiocordycipitaceae
Gene: VPS60
Product: Vacuolar protein-sorting-associated protein 60
Exons: 1
Coding region: 116-754 (212 amino acids)
Biological process (GO): vesicle budding from membrane; late endosome to vacuole transport via multivesicular body sorting pathway
Cellular component (GO): multivesicular body
Source: RefSeq, a predicted model, not a curated record